Molecule: messenger RNA, 1577 nt
Organism: Gastrolobium bilobum
Lineage: Eukaryota; Viridiplantae; Streptophyta; Magnoliopsida; Fabales; Fabaceae
Product: cyclin-A1-4-like
Exons: 12
Coding region: 75-1577 (500 amino acids)
Biological process (GO): mitotic cell cycle phase transition; regulation of cyclin-dependent protein serine/threonine kinase activity
Cellular component (GO): cyclin-dependent protein kinase holoenzyme complex; nucleus; cytoplasm
Molecular function (GO): cyclin-dependent protein serine/threonine kinase regulator activity
Source: RefSeq, a predicted model, not a curated record
UGAAAACCUAGGUUCGUCUUUCUCAAUCAUCCAUCACGCACUAGCGAUUAGGGUUCUUGUUUUCUAAGAACGAAAUGUUUACCCGAAACCGGCAUUUGCGGUCUUCUUCUUCGUCCUCUGAGAAGAGGUCCUCCGUUUCAGAAAAUUCAAGCAAGAAGGUCAAUACCGUGAAGACCCAUUUGACAAAGAAGCGUACCCCUCUCGCCGACGUAAGCAAUAACAGAAAUGCCUCUCUCGCCGGUGCAAAGACCUCCAUUUCUGCUCCAUCCAACCCUUUGGUUCCAUGUGUGUCAAAGACUGCCAAGACGAAGGAUUCUAUUGCCAGUUCGCAGAAAAAAGUUAUGACCGGGAAGACUUUGAAAGCCUCAUUGAGCAUAAAAUCAAGUGAGUUGGUACUUUCCAAAGACGCAUGUUCAACCAGAAGUAGUCAACCUAAGGCUGGAGUUGGAGCCUUCCCUGCUCCAAGCACUGAUGUUGCUGUGUGUCCUGAUUUGAAUAUUGGGGUCAUUUCUCCAAGUAAAUCCUUUAGCGGUUCAGUUUCACUGGAUGAGAGCAUGUCAACCAGUGAUUCUUUGAAGACCCCGGAAUUCGAUUAUAUUGACAGUGAUGAUCUCGUAUUGACCAAAUCAAUUGAUAAUAAGACAUGUAGCACACUCAAUGUUUCAGACUCUUCAUUACUAGCAGGGAGAAUAUGUGGUAGUGAUACUAUCAAGAAGAUAGAAGCAAAUGAAGUUGUGGAUAUUGACUACAAUGUCAAGGACCCACAAUCCUGUGCACUAUUUGCCCAUGAAAUCUAUGAAUGUUUGCGUAAAUCUGAGGAAAUUAAAAGGCCGUCUAUGGACUAUAUGGAGAGGAUACAGAAAGACCUCUAUCCUAUCAUGAGGGCCAUACUCAUUGAUUGGCUUGUGGAGGUUGCCGAAGAGUACAGGCUUCUACCUGACACGCUAUUUUUGACAGUUAAUUACAUUGAUCGCUAUCUUUCUGGAAAUGCAAUGCAUAGGCAGCGAUUACAAUUACUUGGUGUUGCCUGCAUGCUGAUUGCUGCCAAAUACGAGGAGAUCUGUGCCCCUAAGGUGGAAGAGUUCUGUUAUAUAACUGAUAAUACAUAUUCUAAGGAGCAGGUGUUUCAGAUGGAAUCUGCUGUGCUUAAUUUCUUAAAGUUUGAAAUUACAGCUCCAACAGCCAGAUGUUUUUUAAGGCGCUUCAUUAUUGUUGCCAAACGUACCUGUGAGGUUCCAUUGAUGCAGUUGGAGUAUUUGGCAGACUAUCUCGCAGAGUUAUCUCUUAUAGAGUAUGGCAUGCUUAAGUACUCCCCAUCGUUAAUUGCUGCGUCAGCCACUUUCUUGGCUAUAUACAUACUGCUUCCGAGGAAGAAACCUUGGAAUUCUACGCUAAGGCAUUACACCGGUUACCAAGCAUCAGAAUUGUGUGAAUGUGUCAAGGGAUUGCAUUUGUUGUGCUGCGAUGGCUGUCAUGAUUUACCCGCUAUCAGGGAGAAAUACAGUCAGCAUAAGUUCAAGUUUGUGGCAAAGGAAUAUUGUCCUCCAUCAAUACCUCUAGAUAUAUUCGGCAACUAA